CAGGUGGUGAUGUGACCGCGGAUGCAAACGCCAGGAACUGUACGCAGAUGAAAUGGGCUUCCAUGCCUCCAUGCAGCUCCACAAGAGCAUCUCUGGGCCGCGCAGCCUCACCGGCUACCGCGUGAUGUGUCUUCCGAUGUCUGCGGUCCUCGUCCUCUUCGGCGCAGUCCUCGUCGCGCCUACCGCUACUGCUGCGGCCCCCGGUGACACCACUUCGGAGCCGGCUUGCCCGGCGCCCAGGCGUGGCGACGAUGGCGUCCUCCUGGAGUCUGACGCCGACGUCUUCCUGGGCGCGUUCGUGCAGGCGCACGAGCCAGCCAGGGACGCCCUGCUGGGCUGCGGCUUACCCCUGGCACAGGGGGUCGAGACCUUAGAGCUAUUCAAGUGGGCCGUCGGCCUCCUCAACAGGGACCAGGGAUUCGUCCCUGGCGUCAAAAUUGGCAUGCGAGUAUUCGACUCCUGCGGCCACAAGGCCAGGGCCUACCUACAAUUGGAUGCUCUCCUGCCUGUCCUGCGAGGAAACUCUGAGACGUGCGUCAGCACCGCCAACAGUUCCAGAGUUAUAGGCACCUUGAUGACAAGCACCCUGAGAAAUGAAGAGCUGAUUGCCGGCCUUCUUAGGGACCACGACGUGCCGACCAUCCCACUGGAAAGCAGUGCCAUAGCGCCACCCGAGUACCUGGCCAAGCUGCUGUUGGAGGCCGCGUUCGACAUGAAGUGGGAACACUUCGCUGUGCUGCACUCUCAUGACGAGCCCAGCGUGGCCGUGGUAAAGGCGCUUAGUCAGCGGGCUGUGUCGGCCGCAUCUCCCUGCGUCACCCUCAUCGAGGCCCUGCCCAAGACGGCCACCCAUGAAGGCGGCGAGCGGGCCCGUCUUCGACUGCGCAACCUCCUCGUCCAGCUGGAGGAUACCACACCGGUCUUCGUGGUGACCGCUUCGGCCGAUGUUGUCGAGGCCCUCGCAGAGCUCAUCGCCUCGGACCCGGACACCUUCCUGCGCCACCGACAGUGGUUCUUCGCCUGGGUGCCUGGCGAGGAAGCCCUGCGCAGGCUGGGCCCGCUGCUCAACCGCGCAGGCUUCUACGCCCUCGCCCCAUACCCACCCACCGUGGGCUCGUUCGAGGACCACUGGAGUAACUUGAGCCGUACGGCCGACGUCAAGAAUGCUGGGGAUCGUUGGUACCUGGAGCUUGUGGCAAUGCAGAAGCACUGCAGAAUACAGGGUCUCAAGAUCCCUGGACUGGAGAACGCAGUGCCGUGUCCAGACUUGUCCCUGAGCCACGAGCCCGUGCAAGCCCUUGUGCGAACGUCUCGGGCCCUGCCGGCCGCGCGGGGUGUGUUCACACUUGCGCAGGCGCUGCGCUCAGCCUGGAAAGCGCUGUGCCGAGGACAACCUGGACUGUGUCCCGAGUUGCGACGCCUCACAAGGAGUCAGUUUGCCGGAUCCUUCCUGGAGCCCGGUGGUACGGCGUUCACGCUCUCAAGGUCAGGAGGUAGUCUACCUGCAGCCCAAGCAACGGGCGCUGUGAGCCGUGAAGCACGCGCUGCCUCUGACGUCCUGGGAGAACUCGGCGCGAGUCACCUGGCUUUGACUCGUUUCCUGUACGACGCGGUCAAGGGAACGGACUUCAAACAGCUGAUACUUUACGACUCGGAGGAGGCGAAACUUUUGCAGAAAGACACUCGCUUCAUGCCAGCACUUUGCUCUGCUGAUACGUGCCAGAACUGCAUCAGGUUUCGCACCACUCGCCUGGAGGAAGCAGACGCGACCAUCACGUCAGCCUCGUCACUCCCGACCAGCACUGAAGCUGGCCUGUCUGCCACCGACAUUGUCCUUCCUGUCUUGCUUCCCCUCCACAACGCUGGCCACGGUGCAUUUGGCUGCGGAGACAUGGUCAACCGCCUAGCUGUGCAAGACCUAGAGGCCGCCUCUUGGAUGGUGCGCAAGAUCAACUCGAAUGGCGUCCUUCUUCCGCGACUCAAGCUCGAACUUCGCGCCAUUGACACAUGCUCCUCGGCGCCUGUCCUCACACGGGACAUCUCGGCUGUGCUGGAGCACUUCUCGGAACUGGGCGUGCCCACCGUGUUCAUCUCCUCGUCCAUGUCGGCCGAACACACGAGGGUAGCCGCGUCCAUCUUGUCUCGCCUGAACGUCACCUUGGUGACCACGACUGACCUGGCUGCUUCGCACGGCCGCCGGCCCAGCUACCUCUACCAAAUACCGCUGCCCAUUGAAAAGAUCGCCGAAGCAGCGGUCACCUAUUUGCAGAGCCUCGACUGGAGCUAUGUGUCCGUCGUGUCGAGUGAGAGUGAGUCCCGCGCAUUCGAGGCCUUCAAGGAGCGUGCCGAUGCCGUCGGCAUCUGUCUCGCCAUACAGGCUACGCUGAACGCCGGACGCGAGUUGGACCCCAACCUUAUCGCGCGCCUCACGACGGCUGCUGCAAACGGCGCCCGCGCUGUCGUCCUCUGGACGGAUUCCGAAGACACUCUGCGCUUUCUGGCUGCAUUGCGAAGGGCCCGCACAGAGGGACUACUGGACCACGCUGACUUGGUCCUCAUUCACGGCGGCGGCCAGCCUGUCAGCUUCGACGGCCACGAGGAGGAUGCUCUUGGCGCUGUCCUGCUGCGGCCCCAGUAUGGACAGGUUUUGGACUUCGAGUCUUACUAUGAGCGCCUGCGUCCGGACCAGAAUCGCUUCUUCAGUGACCUGUGGUCUCAGGCGAGGACGUGCCACCAGACUCAAGGUGGCCAGGUGUGUUCGGUGCCACUGAUGCCCAGUCGCUCGGUGGUGGACGUCAUGCAGGCUGUGCUCGUCGCUGCCACAGCGCUCAGAGACCUCCGUGAACAGGUGUGCGGAGGGUCCAGAGAGGCAAUGGAUGCCCUUUACUGUGCUCGGCUCCUGGCUAACGCCAUGGGCGUGGGAGAGGCGCUGGACGAGCUGGUUCGCCAGGCAAACACAAUGCGCGUUGGCGACAAGAAUCAGAUGUUCGUCUUCACCGAACGAGGCCAUGGAGACAUCGCCGUCGACCUGUGGAACGUCCGCAGGUCAGCCGCCGGCAUCGCACCUCAAAGGGCCGGUCACCUGGCCGACGAUCGUUUCAUGGAGCUUAUGCCUGUGGUCACCUACGAAGGCAGCAGCAGCAGUGAAGUCAAGGAAGUGGCGCUGAAUGAGCUCCGGUCCGCCUGUCAGGCUGCUUCGUGCCGGGAUCACUGUGCUCCCAAGGCUGUCGACUUCUUGGUGGUGCCUUCGCCCGACCACGUCUAUCUUGCGGCUGCCUUCUCUGUGCACGAGCGUGGUGACGCCCCGUUCCAAUGCUCGCACAGAGUCACUGAGUCCGGCGUGCGCCGUGUGGAGGCCUUCCUCUGGGCCCUGGACCAGAUCAACGCCAGCCCCUCGGUCCUGCCAGGAGUCAAAGUCGGCGCUGUGGUCUUCGACGUGUGCGGCAGCCGGGAGAAGACCUACAGAGACCUGUCUAACUUUGCCAGUGACUCGCUAGCCUCGCUCACAAGGCCCAUCCGGUUGCCCGCACUUCGGCACGUGUUCGGCUUCGUAUCCUCCGGCAGUAACAACGCCGGUCAAUGCACAGUCAAGCCGGCGGCCGAAGUUCUCGCCGCAGCUGCUGGCAUGCCCACGGUUGCGUCGGACUCAUCACUGUCUCAGCUCGGGAGCCGCCGCUAUCCGAGCCUCCUUCGCGUGCUCCCGUCCAAUACGGAGGUCGCCCAGGCCGUCCUGCGUGUCCUCAGGCACUUCAAGUGGACGUACGUGUCAGUGGUGUACAAUGACCAAGAUGACGAGCUGCAGGACCUGUGGGAGCAGUUCGAGCGAGCCUUGGAGGGCGGACCCCUUCGUCUCGCCACCACGCUCCACCUCAAGGAUGACACUUCGGACGAGGACGUACGGGCUACCGCCACCCAACUUCUCCGCAGACACAGGGAGGGUGCCCGGGUCGUGGUCCUGUUUCUCAAGGACAAGGCAGCCGACGCCCUGCUGACCGCUCUUCACGAGGCAUCGUCCUCAGCGGCGUCGCCCCAAGCACCGGACCUGACCUUCGUUGCGCUGGGCCUCCGCGACAUCCUGUCUCGGCAUCCCGACGUGGCGCUGGGAUCUCUCUCACUCCGGCUGGCGUCCGUAGACGUGCCGGGAUUCCGUGACCACUUGCAGCACCUUAGUUACUCGGGCAAUGGCCGAAACCCCUGGUACCGCGCUUAUGUUGAGCAGAAGACUGGGUGCCAUGGUCCUGCAGCCUGCGCGAACGCAUUGGCACCACCACUGGCCAGCGGGGGCGGUGCCGGCAGUGGGAUAUCUUCGCUGGAUGCAGAUGACGUGAGCGCUGCAGAGUCUACAGUCACCGCGGUGUUCGCCCUGGCGAGUGGCCUUGACCAAGCACGUAAGACGAGGUGUGCGGGCGAGGACAGCAAGCCAUGCGAGCUGUCCAUGGACGACGCUUAUCGAAACCUCGUGAUAAACUUCACCCGUAAUGUUCGCAUCACGCGCCACGAUGGUUCGGUAUUCAAGUUCGCUGAUGGCAGCAGCGGCAACGGCCGUGUCCAGGUCAUCUACUACCGAAGCCCCGGAGUGGGCGGCAUGCCAGGGGAGUUCUCGCAGAUCGGCACCUACAACCGGGACGAAGGCCUGCAGAUGAACGCCAGCCUUCCCGAGGUGUCCCCCGGUCGUUCACCGUACACUAUCAACUCGUCGUGCGAAGUGGACAGCGAGUGCGGGCGACACUCUUCACGUCCUGGCGACGCCCUGCUCAGGGACGCUGGCGUUCAGCCCAUGCUGUCGGGUGAAGACUUCCCGAGCCUCGCUAUCGGCGCCGUGCUGCCCGUUCAUCGCAGGGGCUCCGACAUGUUCUCCUGCGGUGGCCUGCACGAAGACGGCCGCACCUUCCAGGGCAUGCUCGCAGUUGCCUAUGCUCUUGACCAGGCCAACAAGAACCGAACUGAUGACCUCAGGUUGAACGCCGUGGUGUUCGACUCGUGCGGCACCCCGCAGCGUGCAGAGUCACUCGUGUAUGGCUACAUGACGUCAUCAAUGAGGGAGGCCAAGGCCAAGCCACUAGUGUCCAUGAUCACCUUUGAAAACAAGGUUGCCGAAGAACUGGCGCCCGUGCUGAAGGACGCCGGUGUUCCACUGGUCCUGACAAGCACAACAUCAAGGUUCACCCAGGAAAGCCGACCCGUCGGGAUCCAGACUCUUCCUCCCAUAGUGUGGCAAGUGGAGGCCGCACUGGGCCUGCUGCGUCACUACGACUGGAGCUACGUGUACUUCCUCUACUCCGGCGACGAGUUCGGCCAUGACGCCUACUACCACGUGACCAAGUCUUUUGCCAGGCUGGGCCUGUGCGUUGCCGACUCACAGAGGGUCGACCCGGACGCCACCGAGGAGGACGUCCUGGCCACGGUACUCAAGCUCACCGACUCGGACGUCCGAGUCGUCGUCGUGCUCACCGAAGACAAGGAGGUCAGUAACCGGAUAGCCGUCGCCGCGCGGAAGGCUUCGCUGCUCGAGCGCUUUGUCUGGGUCGGCACCGAGGGCUUCAGCAACAACGAGCACUUGCUCGAGACACUGCAUGGUGCCGACGUGGACGUCUUCUCGCUGAGGUUGGACAAUGAGCCACUGCCUGACUACACCCGCUUCGUGUCCUCGCUGACGCUGGGCCGCCACGAGCCGAUUCCAGAUGCCUGGUUCGAGGAGUUCUGGCAGCUUCAGUUCGGAUGUCGCCUGCCCAACGCACGCCGAGUACACGAGCAGUUCGCGCACAUCUGCACGGGCCGGGAGAAACUGCAAGUGCGGCAAGACCGUUACGUGUACCACACUGUUCACACGGUGAUGCGCAUUGCGACGGCCGUACGGGAUCACAUUACCAAGAACUGCCCGACGGCGCUUACUGGUGGACUGGACAGCCUCGAAGGAUGCAAGAAGAGUGCGUUGCGCCACGAGGUGAGCAUGACGCUGCUGGGCACGGACUUGGAGAGCUGCUCAGAGUGCCAGCCGUCCGCCAUCACCACGUUCGGAUACCGAGUGCUCAAGAUGAACGGCAGCAGUGCCAGAAACUACACCUACCAGAAUGUGGGCUCUUUCUUCAAGAACGUGCUGUUUGUGGACGACGGCCAGGUGGACUUCUUUAGCGGCGUGGCGCCUAUGUCGACUUGCGUGCGCGACUGCGACGAGCGAUGCCCGGCGUCCAGCGCAGCUGUGGGUGUAUCUACGGACAAUGAGUACCUGCGUCAGCACCGCGAGUCCCUGGCAGCCAAUUUCCGCACUGUGUGGGGCAUCGUGGUUACGGCACUGUCUCUGCUCGGCAUGGUGCUCGUCAUCAUCUGUGCACUCUACUUCCUCAUGGCGUUUCCCGUCACGGUGGGCACCACCGUCCUCGGCUACAUGAUUUUGGUCGGCUUGCUGGCCCUGUACGCGGUGAACUUCGCCUUCGUGGUGGGCGCCACCGAGGCAACCUGCGGGGUGCGCCGCUUCCUGAUGGGACUCGCCUACUCCAUCGUCUUCUCCGGCAUGCUCGUCAAGGUGCUCAACACGUGGCGCCUCAUGGGAUACCACCAGCGCAUGCACCACGACACCACGCAGCUCAGCAGCCCCGCCGGACUUCUCGUCAUCGCCUGCGGACUCGUCGUCAUACAGGUCGUUCUGACGGCGGCGUGGCUGGUGCUGAUGCCUCCUCGUAUUGGCUUGUAUGAGCGCGUGUGGCGCUGCGCUCCUCCCGCAUCAUUCGAGGACGAGCUCGUGGUCUCCAUGGUGUACGUGAUGCUCCUGCUCGCAGUCACCAUCCUCUUCUCGGUCCUCACAUGGCCCUGCAGAGAGAACAACGGCGAGUCGCGAUGGAUACUCGCCUGCUGCGUCUCCGUCGGGCUCGCGUGGCUCGCCUGGACUGUGCUCGGCACACAGCUGCCGAUGCGCUACCGGGACGCGACCAUUGCCGUGGCGAACCUGGUGUGCGCCACCCUGGUGAUGCUGUGCCUGUACCUGAGGAAGGUGUACCUGUACAACAAGCUGGCUCGCCAGGCCCGUGACCAGGAGAUUAAGGCGCGCCUGCAGCCCAGGGGUCCUCCUUACACGCCUUCCGUCUACGGAACGCUCCACAAAGCCACACCAACAGUAGCACCCGUCUUCUACGGUUCUCAGGGCACGCUGACUACAAGCAAGAAGCUGAAUGGCCAGUUCUCACGACUGUCGACUGACGACCUCGCGUCGGACGGCUCCGGCUCGGUGCAGGUGCAGGGUGCCGACCUGUACCCUCUGGAGAUGUAUGACGGAGGCAGCCAGUUCCAGCCGCCGAGCUCCCUCUACGGGAGCAUGAUGAUGCUCGACGACAAUGUCGCGUACGCCAGGUGAGGUCACCCAAGCUGACCUCUAGUUCCUCAGGACCUUUUACAAGACCUCCUACUACCCCACAAGCCGGUCACAAGUUGUUCGCCUAGCUCACGAACAAGCAUCGAGGAAGCGAGCGAGCGGGCGGGCCAUUGAGGCUUUUGCCAUUGCCAAGUAGUGGUCGCCCACCCGACUGCCGCACUGCUGAACGAUGUCGAACGCUUUGCUAAGCUACGAUGUUUCCUUCGAUCGUUGUUGUGCUGCCUGUUACUUAACCCAUCCGCCAGCAGUGGACGCAGUGCAGGAAAAAAGACAUUUGCGCUACUUACUUUUUAGGUUGCCACCAGCCUACGUCAAAACCCGCGCGAGUGCUCAAGAGAGUGCAGUGUUGUAACCUUCUCUGUUCACGGUGGUUCACGAAGAAAUCAAAACGAUAUGUCGAAGAAAGGAAAUGACGCGUCAUCACCUGUACAGUGCUCGUUAAUUAUUUGUGUACGUGUUUCCGUAACAUUGUUGUCUGUCCUAUUGUGUUUUUCAAGUCUCACCCGAAAUGCGAACUAAUGCCAGAUGCUCCAAGUGCCGCGCUGGAUAGAUUGCUUGAGCAGCUUCCUUUUUUUUUUUAGCUUGUUAGCUUUGCUGGAGAGUUGCAGUUUCUUUUAUUAUUAUUAUUCUUAUCGUUCGACGUACUAAGUGCGAUGUUUGCUCGCAGAUAAUCGCUGUCUUUCCUUCACAGAUCAUGUGUGUGCUCUGAAUGGAGUAUGAUGAGCCAGAGAUUCUUUCACAUGCUUGUAACCUAUGGCAUCGGGAGAGACCGUAGUUGUAACAAAAAAUGACGCGGCACGAUAGGAAGGUUUCGUAAGUGUCAUUCUACAACGAAGCAAGAAAACGAAAUUGUCCUCGGUCGUGUCCAUAUCUUCAUUUUGUUUGUUAUCAAUCAAGACUCUAGAAUUGACUUGUUUUUGCUCAUAUGCACUUCCGAUAAGACAAUGCGAAGACUUGAUUCAUGCAUGCUCUUGUUUCGAAAGUAUUCGCAAGUUAUAUGUGAGCCCGAGUCUUAAUCGGAGAAAAUUCGUCACUCGUUUUAUGUACUCUACCAAGCGCUAGCAUGGCUACUUUGUAACAUACUGCGCGCAAUCUCUCAUGACCGCAAUACAUUCGUGUUGUGAUACGCCAGGUCCAGAUCCUGAACUUUAACGUGAUUUCAUGUGAAGACCAUUUAACAAAGACUGAAAACAAUACGACUCGAAACGUACACGGCAGUAACUGUUUAUCGACGCCCCACACACCGGAAAAGCUCCACGGAACGUACAGGCUUCUGCCAAGCCGAAUGACUUGAAGGCAGUGCCGUCUUUCUCAAAUGACACCAGGUGCUAUCUUUUUUUGUCUUUUUGCAGUGCGUGCAGCUUUGAGCUUGUAAUCACUAAGGGAGAUUUUUCUUCAACGGAAUACCCAUGGAUUCCAAUACAUCUCUCUCAGGUCAGAUCGUACACUGGAGUCACGUCUAGCAAUCUAGAAUUCGCAGGUAUCUUGGGGGACAAAAGGACUUGGUCCUACUCACACCAUUUAAAACAUUUAACACUUUCUUCCGGAGCAUUUACGUAACCACUAACAGUGACAUCAACAAAACGGGCGUUGAGGCAAACGCACCACUGUCUAUUCCAGUCUGGAGACGAUCAUCACGACCGCGGUAUCAAAAAGACGUGCCGAAGUACAGGAUCUGUAAAACGCGAGAGUUCAUGUAGCUUGUGGCUUAAUCUGCCUGCGAACCUUUGAUCUGUGAGCACCAGCGAUGUCGUGCGCGUGAAAUGUCUGCAGUGAAAUCGAACGGCUCCGCUAUUGUACAGUGUUCAGAGGCCAAGUAGAAGAAUGAAACGCAAAAAAGUGAAAGCUAUUGUGCCGGUGACAUCAUUCGCUCCUUGCACCUCUCGUGGCUGGUCCAAGAGGUGCGAGGUGCAGACGUGAGCUCUAACAUUCCAUUUAUAACCCGCGUUUUUAUACAUAUACAUUAUACAUACUACCAUGCAUGUUUUUUCCUUCUAUUUUCCCUCUACACGACUGUCUCGUUUCGAAACUAUGCACAGCAGUAUACAUCUAGUAUGUGCGUAUGGUGUGUACACACUUAUGAACAUGGACCUCUAACUAGCAGUGGUCAUUUUGUGUUCCCGUGGAUGGAGAAAGUGAAAUUUUUUCUCCUCUUUAUUAUUUUUUUUUGAAAUUGUCAAAUCAGGUGUGGUUGUUUCUUCACAUGCAUGCUUAGAGGAUAUCGGACACAUGUCGCAUGCAUGCUUUUGCCCAUCGUGCUUUUUUGUCCCUGUUGUGCUUGUAUCUGUCAGAUCCCUUCCCAAGAAGAGUGCCUUUCAUCCAGUGUUUCCAGCUGUUAGAGUUGAAAUGGCUAAUAUCUCGACGGUUUUUUCGUCCACUCUACUGUCGCCUUGAAUGAAAAUAAAACCGUUUUUCCUCCACGUUCAAAA
Molecule: messenger RNA, 9795 nt
Organism: Rhipicephalus microplus (southern cattle tick)
Lineage: Eukaryota; Metazoa; Arthropoda; Arachnida; Ixodida; Ixodidae
Biological process (GO): G protein-coupled receptor signaling pathway
Cellular component (GO): membrane
Molecular function (GO): G protein-coupled receptor activity
Source: RefSeq, a predicted model, not a curated record